AUGAAGCUGAACGAGAGGAGUGUGGCCCACUAUGCGCUGAGCAACUCCCCGGCAGACCACAGGGGCUUUCUGCGCACUUGGGGGGGCCCGGGGACCCCGCCCACCCCCAGUGGCGCCGGCCGAAGGUGCUGGUUUGUCCUCAAGGGCAACCUGCUGUUCUCCUUCGAGACCCGAGAGGCCCGGGCCCCCCUGGGGCUGGUGGUGCUGGAGGGCUGCACGGUGGAACUUGCCGAGGCUCCGGUGCCUGAGGAGUUUGCCUUCACCAUCUGCUUCAACGCCCCUGGUGUGCGUCCCUACCUGCUUGCUGCCGAUGGCCCGGCCGCCCAGGAGGCCUGGGUGAAGGCGCUGUCCCGGGCGAGCUUUGGCUACAUGCGCCUGGUGGUGCGGGAGCUGGAGAACCAGCUGCGUGAUGCCCGCCAGAGCCUGGCCUUGCAUCACCACGCCUCCUGGAGGGCCGUGACAAGCCCCUGCAAGCCCCAGCCUCCCGGCCAGCGGUCUCGGGGCCUGGAGAACGGCCACACCCUCUCCAGGGAGCACAGCCCUCUGGGCUUGGUGGAAGCAGGGGGCAGCAGGCCAGCAGGGCGGGGCUUGGCAGAAUGUGAGCUGCAGGGCCCUGCCAGCCUCCUCCUAGGCAGGGGCCAGAGCCCCGUGUCCCCCGAGACCUCUUGCUUCUCUACCCUGCACGACUGGUACGGCCAAGAGAUCCUGGAGCUGAGGCGGGGGUGGCAGCAGAGGGCCCGGGGGAGCCAGCCCAAAGGUCAGCAGCAGGAUAAGCCCUGA
Pipistrellus nathusii (Nathusius's pipistrelle) is the source of this 780-nucleotide messenger RNA. Lineage: Eukaryota; Metazoa; Chordata; Mammalia; Chiroptera; Vespertilionidae. The record is from the annotation of a GenBank genome assembly.